Tetrahymena thermophila SB210 is the source of this 750-nucleotide messenger RNA. RefSeq lists its product as hypothetical. The record is from RefSeq and is a predicted model, not a curated record. Lineage: Eukaryota; Ciliophora; Oligohymenophorea; Hymenostomatida; Tetrahymenidae. The transcript has 3 exons.
AUGAUAUUUUUGUAACCUUCUGCUAGCUAUUUCAAAAUAGAAAAAAAUGGUUAGUAUCAGCUGUUAUAAUACAUCAAGUAUAACAAUAAUUAGUUUAGCUAAUUCUUCAGCCAUUCUUCACUCUUUUAUAGAAAAGACAUUAAUUUAAUAAUAUAAUUUUAAGUUUAAAAUUAAUAGAAAGCAGUAUUAAAUACAUUUGAUAUUAACUUGAGUUAAUUAAAGUGCUAGCUAGCUGUUCCAGGUAGUUAUUCUUUUAUUCACUCAAAUUAAGAAGGAGUGAUUUAUAAUUUGAAUUAGAAUAAUCUUAACAAAAUGAAUUAUUUAGACUGCAGCAUUUAAAGUAAAAGCAUGUAUGGGAUGAAUUUUUAGGAUUCUAGCAUUUAAUUAAUUCAGUCUUUUAUAUUUUUAGAUUUAUCUCUUGAUAUGAUUGUUAUAAUAUCUUUUAAUAGAUCUAAUAUUUUUUAAGCUUCUACUUUGAUUUACUAAGGCAGUGUUGAUUACUAGAGUUAUGGUUUGUCAGCAGUAGCUUUAUAUUAAUAAGCCACGAAUAUUAUAUUGAUAAUUUAUAAAAAUAAUAUUUUUAUGAUGGAUCUAUGGACUCCUCUAUUAACUUAACUAUAUUAUAAUUCAAUGAAAAAUCCUUAAAAUAACUUUUUAUACUUUGAAGAUUAGAACUUAGCUGUUUAUUAUGAUAAAAAUACUGGAAUUCUCUUUCAUCAUCAAGGUAUUCUAUUUUACUAUAUAAUUUGA